This is a messenger RNA of Rodentolepis nana, 402 nucleotides long. NCBI's taxonomy places the organism in Eukaryota, Metazoa, Platyhelminthes, Cestoda, Cyclophyllidea, Hymenolepididae. The record is from the annotation of a GenBank genome assembly.
AUGGCGAAUAUAACAAUUCUGAAAGAAAUUGAUGAUUUAUUUGAGUGGGUGAGUAAGUCGGAAUGCGGGAAAAUUAUUGAACCUCUGAACUGCACCAGACACUACGUCUCAUUCAGGAUACUGCGUGACCCUGGAGGUCAAAUUGUCAUAUUUCCGACUCCCAAAUACCCCGACGAAAAACCGGGCUGGAUAAUAUCUGUCGGCGACAAGAAGAUAAUGGACACUAACGAAGGAUUUCCAGAAGCUUCGACCAUCACACAAGCCUUCAUGUGCUGUCUCUACGUAAUUCUAAAUAGAAUGCAAGUCGAAAUGCCACAGGAUAUAAUAGAACUUGAUGAAAAUUUUAAAGGAAUUCUUGACUCAGUAUUUCCAGGAAUCGAUUUGGAUGCCUUAUUGAAAUGA